AUGUGGGCGCCUCUGCUUUUGGCCGGGUUCUUAAGCGGCUGGUGGGGCGCACUGGCGCUCGCUGUGGCACCCCCCGCCAUUCGGGACACCCUCGGAAAAACGUCCGUGGCGACGACGACCAUCAUCGAGGCGAGGUAUUAUCGUCCACUGUUGAUAAAUAUAGUGGACGGGGCCGAAAUUGGCGAAAUUACGGGGUAUCAGUCGCAGGAAGUUCUGAGACACCCGGAGCACUCGUCGCCCGAAGUUCGCUCUGUUCGUCGCGAGGACCUUGACGAGGUCCCGCCGAUUGAUUUGAGCCUGGUGAAUUUCGAAGGAGAUUUCCACAGAGAUGGAGAGCCAUCCUCGGAGAAUGACAUGCGACAGAUCUCGUAUUACUUCACGACACGUGGAGCAACGCCCGAGAUGGAUCCUGGAAUUCGGCGAAUCACGCCGAAUUAUCCCAAGCGAACGGAGGACCUCGCGAAGGACACUCUCUCCGCCGUCGAGACGGAGACACGCGUUCGCGUCUUUCACCCGGAGAUUAACGAGUCCGGUCUGACUCGCGUGCCCCGUCACUCCUCGACGCAGGCACCCCUUGCGUAUCUGCCGGCGAUGAUGUCGACGCCGACGGAAUCGUCGAUGCAGCGGCCACGGGUCGCCAGAUCGGCGAAGCAACGACCAAAGAACCGCACCAGGGCGGACUCGCCGCGCGAGAAGCGACGCCGUUGCCAAAACAAGGACAGAGGCUGCCACGGGCAAAAUUGGUGUCCCGAUGUUGACGUGGGCAAUCGGGCCUACCUGGCGCCCACCGUGUUCAGGGGUAAGGCUCGCAGCAUGUCCUCGCGGAGGGAGGAGGGCGUGAUCUACGCGGUGACCUUUCUGGUAAAGCAGAUAUACAAGAGCCAGCCCGGCUUUCAGCCGCUGCAGAAGAACGACAGCGUACGGUUGCAUUUCCGCUACAAAAUGUCUGGCAAGUCGACCGUGUGCAACGGCCACGAAGCUGGCAACAAGGGUAACAAGCAGCAGCAGCAGCAGCGCGAAAAUCCGAGUGAUGUGGUGCGAGCCGAUAUUAAAAAGGGCAAAGUGUAUCUAGUGUUUGUGAAUCGCGUGGGACCCAGGAACUUCACGAUCCUCGGCGAGCCGGUGCUCCGAAACAAGAAGAACGAACAGGUCGUCCAAGCUGUCGUUCGACCGGAUUACGGUGAGUCCCAAAAAUUAUGCAAUUUAUGGAUCCUGAUUAGUAAAGCGGAACGCGUGCUGAUAGAAAAUCAUGAUCAAAGGUUCGGCGUAAACAGGAAAGAGGGAACCAUUUUUUGUUCCAGCUGA
Wasmannia auropunctata (little fire ant) is the source of this 1305-nucleotide messenger RNA. RefSeq lists its product as uncharacterized. Bases 1 to 1305 code for a protein of 434 amino acids. The transcript has a single exon. The record is from RefSeq and is a predicted model, not a curated record. NCBI's taxonomy places the organism in Eukaryota, Metazoa, Arthropoda, Insecta, Hymenoptera, Formicidae.